Molecule: messenger RNA, 7711 nt
Organism: Mobula hypostoma (lesser devil ray)
Lineage: Eukaryota; Metazoa; Chordata; Chondrichthyes; Myliobatiformes; Myliobatidae
Gene: prg4b
Product: proteoglycan 4b
Exons: 8
Coding region: 11-7348 (2445 amino acids)
Biological process (GO): immune response
Molecular function (GO): scavenger receptor activity; polysaccharide binding
Source: RefSeq, a predicted model, not a curated record
AGCAUCUAAAAUGUUACACAAAAUAAUAACAUCUUCCCCAUUUCCUCAGGCUAGUACCAGUGAUUCUAAAAUCUUGGAUGAUAUAGUGAUGACACCCUCAGUUCCUGAAGAUAGGACCGUAGAUGUGAAAGGUUUAGAUGAAGGUCUGUCAACACACUUUGCUAAUAAAGGUAGUUUCACAGAUUCUAAAAUAUUGGAUAGAAGGCUGACCACACCUUCUGUUCUUGAAGGUGGGAAUAAGUAUUCUAAAACCUUGGCUAGCAAAGUGACAACCUAUAGUGCUUCUGAAGGUGAGUUCAGGAAUUAUAACUUUCUGGACACUGCAAUGCCAAAGAACACUUCCCCAGUAGAGACUUCCAUGGGUUCUAAUAUAUUGGAUAAUAGAAUGUCAACCUCCCAUGUUCCUGUGGAUGCCUCUACAAAUGCAAGAAUGUUGUAUGAUGGAGUGACUUCAUUCCCUACUAAGAUAGGUGAGGCCACUUAUUCUGAAAUCCCACAUCAAAUAUUUACAACUUCCCCUUUCCCCAAAGAUGGAGUCACAUAUUCCAAAAUCUUGGAUCACAAAUUGUCAACACAAUUUUAUGAAGACACCUCAUUCAAUUUAAAACAAUUGGAUACUGAAAUGACAACUAGUUCUGAAAAUGGGAUCAUGGGGUCUGAAGUAUCUUAUAAAGGGAUGCCAACUUCUCCUAUCCCAGGAAAGGUGACAACAGAUUCUAGAAUGCUGCAUAAAGUAAUGCCAUGGUCCAAGGUUCCUGAUUAUGAGAGAUCAAAUUCUAUAACAGUUCCUCAAGAUGGGAUUGUUGACUUUAAAAACAUGGAUACAGGAAUGACAUUGCACACUGUCCCAGAAAUAUCUUCUUCAGAUCCUAGUAAACCAAGCAAGGGAAUGAUAACAAGCUCCAUUCCCAAAGUUGUGACCAGUGAAUCUAUAACCCUAGAUAAGGGAAUAACACCCACUGUUCCUGCGAGAGAUUCCAUGGAUUCAAAAAUCCUGAACAAUGAAAUAACAAUGCUUUCAAUUACUGAAGAUGCUUCCAUGAGUUAUAAAACCUUGGAUAACAAAAUGAAGACUCCCUCCAUUCCCACUGAUGCUUCAACGAUGUCUAAAAUUCUAGGUAAAGAAGGGACAACAGCUUUUAUCCCACAGGAUAAUUCCACAAAAUAUAAAAUCUUAGAAAAAGGCAUGAAAACAGACACUGUUCCUGAAGAGAUGUCCAUAGAUCCUAAUAUACCCAAGAGUGGAAUUACAACUCUCUCUGUCCCUUUAUCCAACACUGGAUUCUUGGAAAAUGGAACAACAAUGCUCCCAACUCCAACAGAUGAGACCAUAAAUUCAAAGCCACCGUUAAAAGUAAUGACACCAUCCCCUUUUCCUGAAGAUGGUUCCACAAAAUCUAAUAUCUCAUUUGAAGGGAUGACAACACCACCUAUUCCUAAAGAUGGGGUCAUGGAAAAAGGAAUAACAACUCCCCUUUUUCCUGUAGAUGGGAUAACAGAUUCUAAAGUUUUGGUUAAAAAAUUGGAAAUACUCAAUAUUUCGGCAGAUACAUCCACAGUUUCAAAAAUAUUGGAUGUGCCCUCUCUUCCUGAAGAAGGCACCAAGGAUUCUACAAUUUUAGAUAACGUAUUGACAACAUCAGCUUUUCUUGAAGGUGGGACCAGGGAUUCUAUGAACUCAAAUAAAAGCACAUCAACAUAUAGCGUUCCUGAAGACAGCUUCACAUAUCCUAAAACCACGAAUAAGGGAAUAAAAGCCUCUCGUCCUGGAAUGGCUUCCACAGAUUCAAAAGUCUUGAACAAAGGGAUAACAACCUCACAUGCUCCAGAAGAUGAUAUCCCAGAAUCUAUAUCUUUGGAUAAAGUGAUAACAACUGUCUCUACUGCAGAAGUUGAUUCCCGAGAAACAAGACCAUCAAAUACACAAAUAACAUAUACUGCACUAAAAGAGACUACAGCAGCUCCUAGUAUAUUGGAUAAAGAAAUGACAAUGUUUCCUGCUCCUGAAGACAUGGCCAAUGAUAAUAAAAUCUUGGAAAAAACAACAACCAUUAUUUCUCAAAAUAAUUCCAUGGAUUUAAAAAUCCUGAAAAAUAGAACAAAUAUACAGUCAGUUACUGACAGUCUUUCCAUUAGUUUGAACAAAAUUACAACUCCCUCUCUUCCAGCAGAUUAUUCCAAAGAUUCUAAAAUUGUCAAUAACAGAAUGACAACUCCUUUUGUUCUUCCGGUGACAACCAUGGAUUCAAAAAUGUUGAUGAAAAUACUUGCAAUAUCUGCUGUUACUGAUGAUAGAAUGGCAGACUCUAAAACCACCAACAUCAUGGUCAGCACAUCAGCUAUUCCUGAAAAUGGAACCAAUGAUUCUAAAACAGUAUUGACAACAUUAUCUGUUCCUGAGAAUGGGACAAUGGUUACUAAAGUAUUCAGUGAAGGAUUAACAACACCCUUUGCUAAUGAAGGUAGUUCCACAGAUUCUAAACUCUUGGAAACAGGAUUGACUAAAACUUCCGUUCUUCAAGAUGGGAAGAUGCAUUCUAAAAUCUUGGAUAACAUAAUUAAAAAAUCCAAUAUUUUUGAAAGUGGGUUCACAGAUCCUAAAAUCUUGGCUGAAGGAAUGAAAACGACCAUAGUUCCUGAAAAUUAUUCCAUGGAUUCAGAAAUCACAAGCAAUGGGGCGAAAAUGUCCUUGAUUACUAGAAGUAUUUCCACAAGUUCCAACAUAACAUCAACAGGCACUACUCUUGAAGAUGGCACCACUGAUUCUAUGUUUUCGGAUAAAGGAUUGCCAACAGUUUCAAACACUGAUGUUGUUCCUACAGAACCUAAAACUUCAAACACAGGAAUAGCAACAUAUAUUGACCCAGAUGAAGCAUCCUCAGUUCCAAGUAUAUUUAACAAAGACAUGACAACAUCCACUGUUCCUGAAGAAAGGAUCAAUAAUUCUAAAAUCCUGGAGAACAAGACAGCAGCCAAUAUUCCUGAAAAUGAAUCUAUUUAUUCAAAUACCCAAAACCAUAGGCUGACAACGCCCCCAGUUGCUGAGGACAUCUACACAAGUUCUAAAAUUUUGUAUGAUAAAAUGGUAAAUUCCUCUAUUCCAGUUGAUGUGACUACAGAAUCUAAUAUUUUGGAUGAAGUAAUGACAACAACCUUUAUCCCUCAAGUUACUUCCAGGGAAGCAAAUCUCUUGGAGGCAGAAAUGACAACACAGACUAUCCUUAAACAGGCUUCUAGCACAUUAGUUAUUGGAAGAAUAACUCCUUCUGUUCCUGUACUUGCUUCUACAAAUUCAAAAACCUUGGAUAACAGAACCAUCACAUCCUCAGUUCCAGAAAGUAAAAAGACAAAUUUGAAAGCAUUUCAUCAAAUAGUGACACAGUCCUUGUUUCCCAAAAACACAAAUAUGCAAAAUAGUACAACAUUACCUACUAAUAUGACAGAUGCUUCCACAAAAGCAGAAACCUUGGCUAAUGCGAAGACUGCUCUGCCAGUUGCUGAUGGUGAGACCAUGCUUUCUAAAACGUUAGAUAAAGGACUAACAACCACAGCAUCACUUAUUUCUCAAGGUAAGAUAACACAUUCUAAAAUAUUGAAUAAAAUAACAUCAACUGACACAAUUCCUGAAAUGGACACCACGGAUUAUUCAUCCUUGGAUAAAAGAAUGACUGCAGCCUUUACCACAGAGGUUGCCUCGAUAGAACCCACACUCUCAGACAGGCAAGUUACAACACCCACUGUCCCAGAGGAAGCUUCCCCAGUUCCUACUACAUUGGAUAAACGAAUGACAGCAUUCCCUGUUCCUGAACAUCAGAACAAUCUUUCCAAAUUACCAGAUAAAGUGGUAACAACAGUUGCUCCUGCAGACAGUUCUGUAGAUACAAAGCUCCGGAAGAACUGGCAUACAGUGCCCUCUAUUACUGAGGGCAUUUCCACAGGUUUUAAAAUCUUGGACAAAGAGAUGACAGAUUCCUCUCUCCCUGUAGAUGUGACCACAGAUUCUACAACCUUGGGUAAAACAAUGACAAUGGCCUUUUUCAGAGAAGAUGCUAAAAUGGAAUCUAAAAUCUCUGUGACAAGAUUGACAACACACAACAUCUUUGAUAAGGCUUCAGAAAGUUCUAUUACACUGAUUAGUGGAAUGACAGAUCCUUCUAUUUUGACAAAAUCUUCUACAGAUUCUCAAAUCUUGGAUAAUAGAAACAUCACAUCCUCUGUUCCAGAAGGUGAAGCCACAGGUGCUAAAACCUCUCAUCCAAUAAUGACAUCAUAUCCCAAAGAUGCAAAUACAGCAUCCACAUUCUCGACUAAGAAAAUAACAGCUCCCACUGAUCCUGAAGAUGAGUUCCUGAAAUCUAAAAUCUUGGAUAAAGAAAUAACAACUUCUCUUCCCAAUAAUGGGACCAUGAAUAAAGGAGUAACCAAAAUUUCUUUUACUGACGAUAUCACAGGUUAUAAUACCUUGAGUAAAAUAUUGUCAACCGCUAUUAAUGCUAGAAAUGCUUCUAAUGAUUCCAAAAUCUUGGAUAGUGUAUUGACAACUCCUUCUGUUUUGGAUAAUGGGACCAUGGAUUCUAGAAUCUUGGACAGAAAAUUAAUAACCACUGUUCCUGAAAAUGAUUCAGAAGUAAUGGCUAAAACAAUAGCAGUGUCACCUGUUCUUCAAGACACAAUAACGUCUUCUAAAAUCCCAUAUAAAAUAAUAUCAGAAGUAACUGUUCCUGAAAAUGGUACCAUGGAUUCUGUAUUCGUGGGUAAUGAAAUAACUAAAGCUUUUAUGACUGAAGGUGCUUUCAUUCAACUUAAAAUGUUGGACAGAGAAAAUGCAACACAGAUCCUCCCGGAAGAAAUCUCGUUAAAACUUAGUAAAUUAAAAAAAGGAAUUGACAAUCUGUCCAGCCCUGAAGAUAGCACUAGUAGUUCUAAAAUUAAAUAUAAAUUAGCAACAACGGAAGAUGAUUCCAUUGAUUCAGAAAUCCAGAACAAAGGCAUGACAGUGCCUUCGGUUAGUGAAGGUGUUUCUAUGAGUUCUCAAAUCUCAGGUAGCAAAAUGUCAAUUUCCUCUGUUCCUGCAGAUGGGAACACUGAUUUUAAAAUCUUGGAUACAACAGUGGCCACAGUCUUCAUCACAGAGGAUAUUUCUACAGAACCAAAAAUCUUGGUUCAUGCAAUGACAGAUUCUUCUGUUGCGGAAGAUGGAACCAUGGAUUCUAAAAUCUUGGAUAAAGGAAUAACAACAACUGUUCCCACCAAUAAUUCCACUGAUCGGAAAACCUUGGAUGAAGGAGUUACCACACUACCUGUAUCUCUAGGUAGCAUAACAGAUUCUAAAAUCCAAAAUGAAAUAACAUCAACAAACUCUGAUGUCUUGGCUAAUAAACUGGCAACUUCCACUGUUGAUGGGGAUGUUUCCACAGAUUCUGAGGUCUUGGAUAAUGAAAAGACAGUUCCAUCUGUUCCUGAUGAUGCAACCAUGGAUUCUAAAACCACAGAUGAAAGAAUAACAACCAUAGUUCUUCAAGAAAAUUCCACUCAUACAAAAAUCCUGAACAACCAACCAACAGUUCCCUCGGUUCAUAAAGAUGCUUCUGCAGAUUCUAUGGUCUUGGAUAAAGGAAAAGCACCAACCAUUGCUCCUGUGCAUGAAUCCACAGAUCCUAAAAUCAUGCAUGCUGGAUUAACAGACUUUGCAGUUCCUGACAAGCUGAGAAUAGAUUCAAUGUCUGGUAUGCCCCAAGAUGGGACUAUAGAUUCUCAAAUCAUGGAUAAAAGAAAAGUAGCAUCCUUAACUAAAAUAUAUAGUUCCAUGAGUUAUGAAAUCCUGGCUAAAGAAAUGACAACAACUGCUGGAACUUCCACAGAUUCCAGACCUUUGAAUAAAGGAACAUCAAUGCAUCCUGAAUUAGAAUAUAGGAACACAGAAUCUAAAAUCUUGGGCAAAGGAAUGACAGCAUCUUCCAUUAACAAACGUAGUUCCACAGAUCCUAAAGCCUCAAAUAAAGGAGCUACAGCACCCUCUAUUCCUAUUGCUUUUUCAAAGACUAAAUUCUUAGACAAAGGAAGUGCAGAGCAUUCCGUCACUGGGUAUAGAACCAUGGAGUCUAAAGUGGUAAACAAAGGAGGAGGCAUAAUUCCAGAAGAUGACCCUAAAAUCUCCAAGCUCUUGCAUAAUGAAAGAGUAACAAGCCCCACUUCAGAAAAAAGUAUUCUUCAUCUUAACAGCUUCCAUACUGCAGAACAAAUACAGCCUACAAUUCCUCAGGAAACUAGUUCCAUCGGUUCAAACUUAAACAAAGGGAGAGUAUCACAAUCCAUUGUACCUUCACAUCCUGUAACAUCAGAUCCAGUAUUGAAAACCGUGGAGAUGGCAUGGGUCAAUGUCUUACAGAAUCCUGUAACAAUGGAACCUGUUAACUUAAAUAUAGAAAUAAAGAUCAGUAAAGAAGAAUUAGUUGCUACAAAUUCAAAGUUAAAAAGAGAAAAUAUAAAGCCCAAAGUUCCUGUUGAACACAAGGUCCCUAAUCCUACUAGGGGUGAUAACAUGGUAACUGAACCAACUCAUGAAGGGACAAAUCGGAUAAUUGGAAAACCCCAAUCAUAUGAAGACAUCCUUAAUGAUCCCAAUUUGUGUAAUAAGAAGCCUUCAGAUGCUAUGACAACUCUACAAAAUGGAACCACAUAUAUUUUUAGAGGCCAUUUAUUUUGGACAAUAAACCAGAAAGGACAAUUAUUAGACCAUCCACAUAGGAUCAGUGAUGUGUGGGGCAUUCCAUCCCCAAUAGACACCGUCUUCACAAGGUGCAACUGCCUUGGAAAUACAUACUUUUUUAAGGGAGACCAGUACUGGCGAUUUCAGAAUGGGCACAUGGACAGUGGCUAUCCUCGAAGAAUUGCAGCCGGCUUUUCAGGAUUGAGUGGGGAAAUAACGGCUACACUUUCAGUGGCUGCAUACCGUAACAGACCUGAAAUGGUGUAUUUCUUCAAAAAAGGUGGAUUAUACCAGAAAUAUGUAUAUCAAAGACCCAUCACAUCUUGCCCACAAGAACGCACUCACCCCUAUACUUAUCAGGUGGCAAGACGUUACAGGCGGCAAACAAUGGUUGCCAUACAGAAAAGCAGGAAACUUCAAACUACAGCUGAACUUUCUGUUGAAAUGUCAAUAAGGAAAAACUGGCAUGGCUUUCCUAUAACAGUCACAUCAGCCAUUUCACUUCCAAAUCCUGGACUUCCAGAAAAAUACGAAUAUUAUGUGCUCUCACGGGCUAAAUCCUACAAGGUUGAUCCGGUGAACCAGAAAGCUACUUAUAUGAAAAGAAGUGUAACAAAGGACUUGUACAAAUGCCUUUAACAAACCAAAAAGGAAAGAAUAACAAGUUUCAACAUAAAUUAAAAAGGAAAGCAUUUUAUUUUUCCAUGGAAAAAGACUAACAGGACAGGAACCCACAAAUGUUGGAAGCUCAAAAAAUUGUUUUAUUUAGCAAGGAGCCAAACCAAUGACUAAAGAUCAAUAUGCUUCAUUCACAUAGUAGUAUGUUCUUCAACUAUGAUUUCCUCUGUUUAUGCCUCUUCUUCCUCCCAUUGAAAGGUUCAUACCUGGAAAUGGGAAACAUAAUAACCUGGAAUUAUGACAGAGAACAACUGCUUUAUAAAAUGAAUUAUCUCCUUGCUGUGUUACAAUAUAACCCUGUACAAUUAAAAACUGAAGCAUAAA